This is a messenger RNA of Cyclocybe aegerita, 987 nucleotides long. Lineage: Eukaryota; Fungi; Basidiomycota; Agaricomycetes; Agaricales; Hemipholiotaceae. The record is from the annotation of a GenBank genome assembly.
AUGAGCCAACUUAUACUGCCAGACCCGCCUCUGCAAGGCUUGGGAAUUCGUCUCCCCACCCCUCCCCCGCAAAUACUUCCAAAGACCACCCUACCUGUGACACCAGAGAAACGAAGAAACAACGGGCUAGCGAGGCUUUCACUGCAGAAGCGACCGCAGAGUCACUACCCUGUUGGCCCGUAUCACCUUAAAAAGUCGAAGGCUGCACCCAAGAGAAAGUCAAGCAAUCACGUACAUACCAGUCAGUCCAGCGAAUACGGCGAACUUGUGGAAUCAGAGAACCCAGACAUCGUGCUGGAAUACGAGGUGUACUUGGAGUAUGCUCUGGCCAGUGCCACGGUCGCCUCAGAAGACCGGAAAGAAAGUGUGAAGGCCUGUGUGAUCGUGACACACAUUGGGGAUGAUAUCACUGGAGGUGAAUGGACAUGCUCUAAGGACGGAAAAUCGGACUGCCCACACAAGAAGCAAGCACGCAAAUACCUUCAAGAUUUGAGUGGGCCAGAAACCAGCGAGGAUAUGGAGAACGACAGGGACAGUGAAGCCGACGAUCCUAUAUCCAUGCCACCGCACGGGAUUCCUUCGAUAUCUCAUUGGCCUGUCCUUGUACCUAUUUGGGCAUCACUAUCAAUGGAUAAGGUGCUAUACGGACGCCCUCCUGCCCUCAAGAAGCCCCCUCCCUCAAUUUUACUUGAUUCCUAUGCCCGCUGCUCCUGUGGGGCCCCUGCCUAUGAAGGAGACAAGAUCAUGACCACCUGCACGAUCUAUACCAUUCAGGAAGCAUUUUCGUGUCAAAUCAAGCUCCAAAAGUGCCCAAAUCAAUGUUCCGGCAGUCGAAGUCGCUAUGUUGGGCCCAAUGGUGCUGAACUUGGGCUGUUCAACUACAACAACCAGAUGUUGUUCUCUCACGACCUGCUUGACGACUAUACGCUGGCUUACACCUCUUCAGAGAGUCCAUUCAGCUUGUGGGUUGGCAUCGUCCAACAAUGA